GGUGGCAGCGGCGGCCCCGGAGACUGGGAGGAUGGCGGACACAGACCUGUUUAUGGAAUGUGAGGAGGAGGAGUUAGAGCCGUGGCAGAAAAUCAGCGACGUAAUCGAGGACUCGGUGGUUGAAGAUUACAAUUUGAUCGACAAAACCGCUACGGUUUCAGUGAGCGUGCAACCGGUCGCCACCCCCAUGCCGAUCGUCGCCCACGCGUCCAUUGGCGGCAACCUCUCCACGCCAACGCCCGUCAGCACCAGCGGGCCUAUCAACAGCGAUGGGACGAAGAAGACCCUCGUCACGCUCUUCGCGAACAACAGCGCCGGCACUCCUCUGGUCCAGCAAGGCGGGCAGCCGCUCAUCCUCACGCAAAGCCCCGCCUCCGGCCUCAGCACCGUGGUGACCCAGCCAGUCCUCCGGCCCGUACAGGUCAUGCAGAACGCCAACCACGUCACCAACGCCCCCGUGACCAGUCAACCCAUCUUCAUCACCACCCAGGGUUUCCCCGUGCGGAAUGUCCGGCCCGUGCAAAACACCAUGAACCAGGUGGGGAUCGUCCUGAAUGUACAGCAAGGCCAGACGGUGAGGCCCAUCACGCUAGUCCCAGCCCCAGGUACCCAGUUUGUGAAGCCCACCACCGUCGGCGUCCCUCAGGUCUUCUCCCAAGUGGCCCAGGUGAGACCAGGACCGACCAUGCCGGUCCGACCGCCCUCCAACACUUUCACGACGGUCAUUCCGGCCACCCUCACCAUCCGGAGCACAGUACCGCAGUCCCAGGCGCAGCCGCAAAUGAGCAUCGCCAGCUUCGUGACGGUGAAACGGCCCGGCGUGACGGGGGAGAACAACAACGAGGUGGCGAAGCUGGUGAACACGCUGAACACCGUCCCUUCGCUAGGCCAAAGCUCAGGACCCAUCGUCGUCUCCAACAACAGCCCCGCCCACGGCUCCCAGAAAGUGGGCGUCUCCGAAUCCUCAUCCCUAAAAGUCAGUUCUUCUCCAAUCCCCGCCUUCGAUUUGCAGGACAGCGGCAAGAAAGUCUGUCCGAGGUGCAACGCCCAGUUUAGAGUCACUGAAGCUUUAAGAGGCCAUAUGUGCUAUUGCUGCCCCGAAAUGGUGGAAUUCCUCAAGAAAGGGAAGCCCUCCGAGCCUGAACCAAAUAUCCAGUCCCCCAAGCCCUCCUCCCCGGAGAAGAACGCCGCCGUCGCCUCGCCCCCUUCCUCCACCCCGAUCCCCGCGCUCUCGCCGCCGGCCAGGGUCUCCGAGCCAAGCGACGGCACGGGCGACGCCGCCCAGAGCAAGCUGAUCAUGCUGGUGGACGACUUCUACUACGGCAGGGACGGCGGCAAAGUCAACCAGCUGCUGAACUUCCCCAAGGUGCCGACGUCCUUCCGGUGUCCGCACUGCACCAAGAGACUCAAGAAUAACAUACGGUUUAUGAACCACAUGAAGCACCACGUCGAACUGGAUCAGCAGAACGGGGAAGUGGACGUCCACACCAUCUGCCAGCACUGUUACCGGCAGUUCAACACUCCCUUCCAGCUGCAGUGCCACCUGGAGAACGUGCACAGCCCUUACGAGUCGACCACAAAAUGCAAAAUCUGCGAGUGGGCGUUUGAGAGCGAGCCCAUGUUCCUGCAGCACAUGAAGGACACCCACAAGCCAGGAGAGAUGCCCUACGUCUGCCAGGUCUGCCAGUACCGCUCCUCGCUCUACUCAGAGGUGGACAGCCAUUUCCGGAUGGUGCACGAGGACACGCGGCAUCUCCUCUGCCCGUACUGCCUCAAGGUCUUCAAGAACGGCAACGCUUUCCAGCAGCACUUCAUGAGGCACCAGGUAAAGCACAAAAAAAACUGCAACAAGUGCCGCCUUCAGUUUCUCUUUGCCAAGGACAAAAUCGAGCACAAGCUACAGCACCAUAAAACGUUCCGCAAGCCCAAGCAACUGGAGGGUCUGAAGCCGGGCACCAAGGUGACCAUUCGGGCCUCCAGGGGUCAGCCCCGGUCGGUACCCCUUUCUUCCAACGACAUGUCCCCCGGCUUCCUGCAGGACUCCACCUUGAUGUCGGCUUCUUCAGACCCUCAGCCCAACUUCCCGUACCCGCCACUCCAGAGGAACGUCCAGAAGAAAGCUGUCAGGAAAAUGAGCGUCCUCGGCAGACAGACCUGCCUGGAGUGCAGCUUCGAAAUCCCGGAUUUCCCCAACCACUUCCCCACCUACGUCCACUGCUCGCUCUGCCGCUACAGCACCUGCUGCUCGCGCGCCUACGCCAACCACAUGAUCAACAACCACGUUCCCCGCAAGAGUCCGAAGUAUUUGGCCUUGUUCAAAAACUACACCGUCUGUGGAGUGCGGCUGGCCUGCUCUGCCUGUCUCUUCUCAACGUCCGAAGGUGACGCCAUGGCCAAGCACCUGGUCUUCAACCCCUCGCAUGAGUUCAGCAAUAUCGUAAUACGAGGUUCUACCUGGACUUCACUUCCAAGGCACAGCCAGCCUUUGGACAGAGGUGUGACAGCACCAGCCUCUACUCUCCCCCCAAGCGAAGCCGCUACUGUGAACACACAAUCUCCUCCGCCCGAGGAGGAGAAGAACGAGGCGGCACCUGAGGUGGAGCCUGAGGCCGUCCCGAAGCCCGCCCCUCCCCCGGAGGAAGAGUGCUUAAAUGUGGACGAAGAAGAAGACCGAGAGGAGGAGCAGGAGGAGCAGCUGGAGCAGCCGGCAAAGGAACCACCCGAGCCAGUCAGCAAAAAUGAGCAGCUGUCAGUGAAGAAGCUCCGGGUGGUCCUCUUUGCCUUGUGCUGCAACACAGAGCAGGCGGCCGAACACUUCAAGAACCCCCCGAGGCGGAUCCGGCGCUGGCUGCGGAAGUUCCAGGCCUUCCAGGAGGAGAACGUGGGCUCCUUGUCCGAGGGCAAAUACCUGAGUUUGGAGGCUGAGGAGAAGCUGGCGGAGUGGGUCCUGACGCAACGUGAGCAGCAGAUGCCGGUCAACGAGGAGACCCUCUUUCAGAAGGCCACCAAGAUCGGGCGCUCCCUGGAGGGUGGCUUCAAGAUCUCCUACGAGUGGGCGGUCCGCUUCAUGCUGCGGCACAACCUCAGCACACACAGCCGCCGGGCGGUGGCUCACCCCCUUCCCAAAGACGUUGAGGAGAGUGCCAGCAGCUUCGUCGAGUUUGUGCAGCGGCAAAUCCACACGCAGGAUCUGCCGCUCUCCAUGAUAGCGGCCCUCGAUGAGAUAUCCCUCUUCCUGGACGCGGAGGUGCUGUCCAACGACGACCGCAAGGAGAACGCCCUGCAGACGGUGGGGACGGGCGAGUCCUGGUGCGACGUCGUCCUGGCCAUCCUGGCCGAUGGAAGCGUGCUGCCCACCCUGGUCUGCUACCGGGGCCGUGUGGAGCAGGCCGCCAGCAUGCCGGAGACCAUCCUCCUGGAGGCCAAGGAGAGUGGCUACCACGACGACAAGAUCAUGGAAACGUGGGCCUCCAAAGUGUGGCAGAAGCACGCGGAGGCCCAGAAUAGCAAAGGCAUGCUGGUGCUGGACUGCCACCGGACACACCUGUCGGAAGAAGUCCUCACUCUGCUGAACGCCACCAGCACGCUGCCGGCCGUGGUGCCCGCCGGCUGCAGCUCCAAGCUCCAGCCGCUGGACGUGUGCAUCAAGCGAACCGUGAAGAACUUCUUGCACAAGAAGUGGAAGGAGCAGGCCAAGGAGAUGGCUGACGGCGCCUGCGACUCGGACAUCCUCCUCCAGCUGGUCCUCUGCUGGCUGGCCGAGGCCCUGGAGGGCAUCGCCGACUGCCCCGAACUGGUCCAGCAGUCCUUCCUGGUGGCCAGCGUGCUGCCCGGCCCCGACGGCACGGCCAACACGCCGGCCCGCAACGCCGACAUGCAGGAGGAGCUGCUCGCCUCGCUGGAGGAGCAGCUCAAGCUGGGCCGGGAGCCCCACGACGACGACGAUGACCCAGCCAGCCGGCCCAACGGGGGCCCCCGCGAGGAGUCGGCCGGCCCCGAGAUCCUGCACCAGCUCUUCGAAGGGGAGAGCGAGACCGAGUCCUUCUACGGCUUUGAGGAUGCAGAGCUGGAGAUGAUGGAGAUCUGAGGGACCCGGCCCCGAGAGGGCUCCUGGCUGCCCCCCUUCGCCUCGGACACCACCGCGGUCGCCUCCCUGCGGAUUGGGGGGCGCCGCUGGAGUCACGUCAGUGAACACCUAGACUGGAAGCC
Molecule: messenger RNA, 4209 nt
Organism: Gekko japonicus
Lineage: Eukaryota; Metazoa; Chordata; Lepidosauria; Squamata; Gekkonidae
Gene: POGZ
Product: pogo transposable element with ZNF domain
Exons: 19
Coding region: 32-4087 (1351 amino acids)
Biological process (GO): regulation of DNA-templated transcription
Molecular function (GO): RNA polymerase II cis-regulatory region sequence-specific DNA binding; DNA-binding transcription factor activity, RNA polymerase II-specific
Source: RefSeq, a predicted model, not a curated record